Molecule: messenger RNA, 2587 nt
Organism: Ochotona princeps (American pika)
Lineage: Eukaryota; Metazoa; Chordata; Mammalia; Lagomorpha; Ochotonidae
Gene: ZNF454
Product: zinc finger protein 454
Exons: 5
Coding region: 682-2244 (520 amino acids)
Biological process (GO): negative regulation of transcription by RNA polymerase II
Molecular function (GO): DNA-binding transcription repressor activity, RNA polymerase II-specific
Source: RefSeq, a predicted model, not a curated record
CGGCUCAGGCGUCACUCCCUUGGACUAACCUCCCUUAUCCCACUGUCCAUUUGUCCCAGUCUAUAGUUACACGGACAUUAUCUCAAGGCAGACACCUAGUCCAGACCAGAUCAGAACGGAACCGAAAUACUACCUGGAGUGUAGGGGAUUGAUUGCAGCUAGGACGGCCCCGGCCCCGCAGAGGCCCCUGGGAAGUGUAGUCCAGCACCCAAAGCCGCUGGGGCAAGGUCGUGUCUGCGCAGGCGCACACCGCUACAGCCUGCACCGCGGCAGCUGCCCCCGGUCCCGGUGGGCCGUGGAGUCUUGGAAGCUGAAGUGCCGCAGCCCACAGACUUGUGGGAUUUCGGGCUCGCCUGAUCCCUGGGCAACGCGCAAGCGCAGUUAUGAUGCGGGCUGCAUACUUGGGCUCAUUGUGCUCCGUGACUGCGAUGUGCUGGUUGCGACCCCUCGCCGCAGGCAUAGGCCCCGCGAAGGGCCGCUCGCUGCUGACCCGGCCCGAGGGCCGGAGCCGCGCAGGCGGGGAGUGGGAGCGGCCUGGGGUGGGGUGGGCCAGCCUAUGCAGAAGAGGGGGCGGGGGAGCCGAAGAGGUCCGCGUGGCGAAGCUGUGUAGAACUUACCAGCCGGCUCUGCACCCCACUCGCCCGCACUUGGCCUGUCCCUCAGCUGGGUUCUCUAGAAGCAAUGGCUGUCAACCACCUGCCCACCGCAGUCCAGGACUUGGUGACCUUCAAGGAUGUGGCUGUGCUCUUCACUCAGGAAGAGUGGAGGUGUCUGACCCCUGCCCAGAGGACCCUGUACCAGGACGUGAUGCGGGAGAACUACAGCCACCUGGUCUGUCUGGGACUCUUAGGACCCAAGUCAGACAUAUUUUCUCAGCUGGGAAAAGGGGAGGAAUGGGUCCCAGUGGAUGCCUCGGGAGACUUCUGUUUUGACUGGACAGCGUUGCCCAUGAAUAAGAAAUUUACUUUCAGGGCAGACAUUCCUGAAGAAUCAGAUCAAUGGGAAGCAAAGGAAAGAGUCCUAGGAGACGGUCGCUGGGACUGUUCCAGUGUAUUAGAAUGGCAGUGCCAGGAAGACCAAGUGGUGCUCAACUGGCAAAACCUACCCUCUGGGGUUAGUGAGCAGGAACCAGCAGGACCUGGCAAACACUGCACUCUGAGCUCAUCUGAUGAGAGCCGAGAAUGUCGACCUCGAGUAAAAGCCUUUGAGUGCGGGGAGUGUGGUAAAAGUUUCUCCAAGAGCUCAACCCUCAAAAAACAUCAGAAAAUCCACAGUGACAAACUCAUGACAAACCCAAAAACUCACCUUAAAGAAAAGCGCUAUGAAUGCAGGGAAUGUGGGAAAGCAUUUCACCAAAGCACACACUUGAUCCACCACCAAAGAAUCCACACAGGUGAGAAGCCGUAUGAAUGCAAGGAGUGUGGCAAGGCCUUUUCGGUGAGCUCCUCACUGACAUACCAUCAGAAAAUCCACACUGGGGAGAAGCCUUUUGAGUGCAACUUGUGCGGCAAAGCUUUUAUUCGAAACAUACACCUUUCCCACCAUCACAGGAUACACACCGGAGAGAAGCCUUUCAAAUGUGAUGUCUGUGAGAAAGCUUUUGUAUGCAGAGCCCAUCUCACCAAACACCAGAACAUCCAUAGUGGGGAGAAGCCAUACAAAUGUCACGAGUGUGGGAAAGCCUUCAACCAGAGCACAAGUUUUCUUCAGCACCAGAGAAUCCACACUGGAGAGAAACCUUUUGAAUGCAAUGAGUGUGGGAAAGCCUUCAGGGUGAACUCUUCCCUCACGGAACAUCAGAGAAUCCAUACUGGAGAGAAACCUUACAAAUGUAGCGAAUGCGGGAAAGCUUUCCGGGAUAAUUCAUCCUUUGCCCGACAUCGGAAAAUUCACACUGGAGAGAAACCUUACAGAUGUGGCUUGUGUGAGAAAGCCUUCAGAGACCAAUCAGCCCUAGCCCAACAUCAGAGAAUUCACACUGGGGAAAAGCCUUAUGCCUGUAACAUAUGUGAAAAAGCCUUUAGUGACCAUUCGGCCCUCACCCAACAUAAAAGAAUCCAUACAAGAGAAAAACCUUACAAAUGUAAACUCUGUGGGAAAGCCUUCAUUCGGAGCACGCACCUCACGCAGCAUCAGAGGAUUCACACAGGAGAGAAGCCCUACAAGUGUAAUAAAUGUGGCAAAGCUUUCAACCAGACUGCAAACCUCAUCCAACAUCAGAGACAUCAUAUUGGAGAGAAGUGACGUGAACCCUGUGUAUGAGCAAGAACUUUGAGACUGCAGAGAUUCAAAUGAUGAAUAUAUGGGGCCUGCAUAUGGGCAUAGCAGGCUAAUCCUCUGCCUGUGGUUCAAGCAUCCCAUAUUGGCACCUGUUUGUGUCCUGGAUGCUUUGCUUCCCAUCUAGUUUCCCUGCUAAUAGCCUGGGAAAGCAGCAGAGGAUGACCCAACUCCUUGGGCCCCUACACCCACAUAGUAGACCCAGAAGAAGCUGCUGGCUCUUGGCUUUGGGCUGGUCUGACUCCAGCCUUUGAAGCCAUUUGGAGAGUGAACCAGCAGAUGGAAAAUCUCUCUCUCACUGUCCUUCUCU